Apodemus sylvaticus (European woodmouse) is the source of this 1816-nucleotide messenger RNA. RefSeq names its product acyl-CoA dehydrogenase short chain (gene Acads). Gene Ontology annotation, biological process: fatty acid beta-oxidation using acyl-CoA dehydrogenase; butyrate catabolic process. Gene Ontology annotation, cellular component: mitochondrion. Gene Ontology annotation, molecular function: flavin adenine dinucleotide binding. The transcript has 10 exons. Bases 68 to 1306 code for a protein of 412 amino acids. NCBI's taxonomy places the organism in Eukaryota, Metazoa, Chordata, Mammalia, Rodentia, Muridae. The record is from RefSeq and is a predicted model, not a curated record.
GCCCAGGCCCUGCCGGUGCUGUCCGGAACUCCAGAGCUGCUGCAGGAGGUCCCGGAGGUCCGUGCCCAUGGCCGCCGUGUUGCUCGCCCGGGCCCGUGGCCCUCUCGGCAGAGCUCUCCGUGUUCGGGACUGGCGAAGGCUACAUACCGUUUACCAGUCUGUGGAACUGCCCGAGACACACCAGAUGUUGCGCCAGACAUGCCGUGACUUUGCCGAGAAGGAGCUGGCCCCCAUUGCAGCACAGCUGGACAAAGAGCAUCUCUUCCCCACAGCUCAGGUGAAGAAGAUGGGGGACCUGGGGCUGCUGGCUAUGGAUGUGCCGGAGGAGCUGAGCGGGGCGGGCCUGGAUUACCUGGCCUACUCCAUCGCCCUGGAGGAGAUCAGCCGCGCCUGCGCCUCCACUGGAGUUAUUAUGAGCGUCAACAACUCUCUCUACUUGGGACCCAUCCUGAAGUUUGGAACCUCACAGCAGAAGCAACAGUGGAUCACCCCGUUCACCAGUGGUGACAAAAUCGGCUGUUUUGCCCUCAGUGAGCCAGGUAACGGCAGUGACGCUGGAGCCGCUUCCACCACUGCCCGGGAAGAGGGUGACUCGUGGGUCCUCAACGGCACCAAAGCCUGGAUCACCAACUCCUGGGAGGCUUCUGCCACCGUGGUGUUUGCCAGCACGGACAGGUCCCGGCAGAACAAGGGUAUCAGUGCCUUCCUGGUUCCCAUGCCAACUCCCGGGCUUACGCUGGGCAAGAAGGAAGACAAGCUGGGCAUCCGGGCCUCAUCCACAGCCAACCUCAUCUUUGAGGACUGUCGCAUCCCCAAGGAGAACCUGCUCGGGGAGCCUGGGAUGGGCUUCAAAAUAGCCAUGCAAACCCUGGACAUGGGCCGCAUCGGCAUCGCCUCCCAGGCCCUGGGCAUUGCCCAGGCCUCCCUGGAUUGUGCUGUGAAAUACGCCGAGAACCGCAAUGCCUUCGGGGCGCCCCUCACCAAGCUCCAGAACAUCCAGUUCAAGCUGGCAGACAUGGCCCUGGCCCUGGAGAGUGCCCGCCUGCUGACCUGGCGCGCCGCCAUGCUGAAGGACAAUAAGAAGCCCUUCACCAAGGAGUCCGCCAUGGCCAAGCUGGCAGCGUCGGAGGCCGCAACCGCCAUCAGCCACCAGGCCAUCCAGAUCCUGGGCGGCAUGGGCUACGUGACAGAGAUGCCAGCCGAGCGGUACUACCGGGAUGCCCGCAUCACCGAGAUCUACGAAGGCACCAGCGAAAUCCAGAGGCUGGUGAUCGCUGGGCACCUGCUCCGCAGCUACCGGAGCUGAGUCCUUGUGGGACCCGCCUGCCCGCGGACCGAGCAGAGGGCACCUCCCGGUCAGAGCAGGAAGGGGCCUCCGGUCUGCCUGUCCUGCCCUCACCAGCUCCCAGUCGGCCUGGGGGAAGUCUGUCUCAGGGAGAGGGAGGCCAGCGCCUGUGGCCUGCGACCCAGAAGAAACCGGUUGUCAGCUCAGUUCUGAGCUCGGCCACCCCUUCACCCCCUCCGCUCCCCCACCCACAGUGCCUUCAUUUGAGCCGCCGCCCGCUGCAGGCAGGGCCAUGGAGAGCCGGAUGACCCCUGCCCUCCGAGGCAAGAACACAAGGGACAGGACAGGGGCCAGGAGGGGGAGGGGUGGCCCAGAUGGCUCGGAGCUUCAGAGUGUGAGUCCCCAGGGUUGUCGUGGGAAGGCUGGGGGCUGGGUCAUAGGACACUCGCUAGAGGUCAGCUGAGCGCAGGUGGGGUUCCGCUGGGCAGCUCCAGGACGGCCUGAGAGAAUAAAGCUCACCUGUGCCCCGCC